This is a messenger RNA of Eimeria mitis, 1758 nucleotides long. RefSeq lists its product as uncharacterized. The record is from RefSeq and is a predicted model, not a curated record. The transcript is spliced from 4 exons. NCBI's taxonomy places the organism in Eukaryota, Apicomplexa, Conoidasida, Eucoccidiorida, Eimeriidae. The coding region runs from base 1 to 1758 and encodes 585 amino acids.
AUGGCACUCAGUCGUUGUCUCCUCUCCCAGCUACCUCGAGAGAAGGAGCAGAGACAACAGCACCAGCAGCAACUGCAGCAGCGGCAGCAGAAACAACAGAAGCAGCAGCAGCUGAGGCCAACGAUGACGCAGCCUGCAGAGGGGACGGCUGCAAUAUUCACUCCUCUGGGUAUUCCUUCGUCCUUGUGGCGCAGCCUCUCUUCCUUUGUGCCCCUGGACUCUGACGGCCCCCAACUGGUUGUCAGGGUCCCGCGGGGGCCCCCCGCUGCGGGAGAGGACACGGCCAGCCCAGAGGGGGCCCCCAGCUUGGGCGCAUUAGGUGCGGUGGACGCCGGCGCGAUUCUGUACGGGGGCGCUGCUCCCUGGAGUUAUGUUGACGCCGCCGUCUUCGCUGGGGAGAGUCUCCUGGUGGAGUCGGGGGCAUCUCUUGUUGGGGGGGGCCUCCUGCUCUGCGGGGGCGGAGGCAACACGGAGCUGCGGGGGACAGUCGAUGCCAGCCGACGGGGGUGUCAGCCUCUGCACGGACCCGGUGCGGGCAGCCGGGGGGUCUCUGUUGAGAGCUCUCUGAGCAGCAGCGACGCCUCCACUGAGCCUUCUGGCGCGGAGCAGUCUGCGCUUUGCGGGGGAGGCGGAGGGGGGCAUGUGGGGGCGGGAGGAGACGGGGUGCAUGCACUGACAGGAAAAGCGUGCAGAGGUAGCGGGGGCCUCAGCUACGACCGGCGCCCCCGGAUACUGCUCCCUGGCGGGCUGCCUGCUGCUAGGGCGCUUGCUAAUGAUGGCUUCGCCCUCACAGAGAAUAAUAACCCCACCCUGUUUGCCUCGACAGCGAGCGCCUCAGGAGGCGGAGGUGACCUGGCUCGCGCGGGUAGCGGGGGCGGGUUUGUGUGGGUGCAGGGGCAGACUGUAAGGAUAGAUGGGCAGGUGACGGCAGAUGGAGGGGGCGGAGAGCUGAUGCAGGAGGCCAUCAUAGACGUUGAGGUCGACCCGGAAGACUGUCCUCCUCUGCCUUCUUCUCCCCUCUCAGAGACACUCAAGGGACCCCCAGACGCCGCAGCAGAAGCGAAGCCGGGCGGCGUAGACGCCGCCUCUUCAGGCCCAACACCAGGGGAGACGACAGGGGAAAGCGCUGCACCAGAUGGAGCACUGCAGCCUCCCGGUGUACCCCCUGCCGCUAGCGAGGCCCCUUUAGAGGAAGUCCUCGCAGCACAAGAGACAACCGAUGCAGCAGAGCGGGGCCCGACGGACCCCAAGACCCCUAAUGAGGCGACACCCACACCCACUCUGGAUAGCGUCUCGUGUCAGCUGUCUGGGAUCCUUGCCGAUCCUGCGCAGCUCGGGCAGGGAGGAGGAGCUGGGGGAUCUAUAGUUAUAGAGGCGGGGGCGCUCAAGGGCCACGGCACAAUCUCGGCCCAGGGAGGCCACGGAGGCCGCUGUACGGGGGGCGGCGGUGGUGGAGGAGCGAUAAACUUCCUGUGGGACACCUCACUGCACUACUGGGGGCGGGGCCCUACUGCUCGGCAGCAGCGCGGGCGCAGGAGCAGCAGGAACGGCAGAGGCAGCAGGAACAGCAGAAGCAGGAGGAUCAACGAAGCAGGCACUAGUAAUAGCCUGAUCCGUGAGGAGGCAGCUGAGAAAGAGGAGGAGCUGGAAGAUGAACAAGAGGCCAGCGCCUUUAUCCCGUGGCUGAAGCCCCUUGACUAUGCUGGUGGAUUCGUUGGGUCUCUGAAGUACUUGUCCCCACAGGGGCUGUGUGCCUAG